Molecule: messenger RNA, 525 nt
Organism: Miscanthus lutarioriparius
Lineage: Eukaryota; Viridiplantae; Streptophyta; Magnoliopsida; Poales; Poaceae
Source: the annotation of a GenBank genome assembly
AUGAGCAGGCUGGACACGAGGACGCUCAAGGACGAGCUGACGAGCAUGGACAGGCGGUGCCUCCUGGACCUCGGCCACCCUCUCCUCAACCGCGUCGCCGACAGCUUCAUCCGCGCCGCCGGGGUCGGGGCGGCCAGGGCCGUCUCCAGGGAGGCCUACUUCGUCACCGUCGAAGGGCUUUCAGGAGACUCGUCCGGGCUGGACCCCGACGGCGGCAAGAGGAGCCAUUUCUCCAGCAUCAGAGGUGAUGACGGCCAGAGGUCGCUGGACGCAGUGGUAAAAACGGCUGGCAAGGAGGCCUUCCAGUGGGGGUUGGCAGCCGGAGUCUACUCUGGGCUCACGUACGGCCUGAGGGAGGCCAGGGGAUGCCACGACUGGAAGAACAGCGCGAUCGCAGGUGCAAUCGCUGGGGCAGCGGUGGCGCUCACAGGUGACGCCGGCGGCCACUCCGACAAGCUCGUCCAUUUCGCCAUCACCGGCGCUGCGCUCUCCAGUGCCGCGAGCUUGCUCUCCGGCAUAUUCUGA